Molecule: messenger RNA, 1014 nt
Organism: Penicillium nucicola
Lineage: Eukaryota; Fungi; Ascomycota; Eurotiomycetes; Eurotiales; Aspergillaceae
Product: sulfurtransferase
Exons: 2
Coding region: 1-1014 (337 amino acids)
Biological process (GO): transsulfuration
Cellular component (GO): mitochondrion
Molecular function (GO): thiosulfate-cyanide sulfurtransferase activity
Source: RefSeq, a predicted model, not a curated record
AUGGCUUUCUCUGCCAUGCGGUCCUUUGCACCUGUUCGCUCCUUUCGAAUGUCGACCCCAGGCCAGGUUCAGUCGCGCAGCGUCUCUUUCUCCUCCUAUCUAGUCACCCCCAAACAACUCAAUGAAGCUCUCAAGAAGAACCCCCCGACCAAGAUCUCCACCUCGCCGCGUGUGAUCCCACUUUGUGCAGCAUGGUUCAUGCCAAAUGAUCCUGAGGGUCGGAAGGGAAUUGACUCGUUCCAUAACUCUCGUAUCCCUCAGGCUCGGUUCUUCGAUCUCGACGCUAUCAAGGACCCUGAUUCCCCCUACCCACACAUGCUGCCAACAUGUGAGACCUUUGCAGAAGCCAUGAGUGAUCUGGGUAUCCGUCGCGACGACGAAGUGGUGGUCUACGAUACUGCCGAGCUGGGUAUCUUUAGUGCGCCCCGCGUGGGCUGGACAUUGCGCGUGUUUGGUCACCCCAAUGUUCACAUUCUAAACAACUACCGUCUCUGGACUCAGGAAGGCCUUCCCACGGAGAGUGGAGAGCCUGCCCCUGUGGAAAAGUCCAAGUACUCCGUGCCGACCUACGAUUCCAGACUGGUAAUUUCCUUCCGUGAAAUGAAGGAACUGGCUUUGGACUACGGCAAGGAAGGAGCUGAGCCAGUGGAAAUUUUGGAUGCCCGCUCCUAUGGUCGUUGGGCUGGAAUCGACCCGGAACCUCGCGCUGGUCUAUCAUCUGGACAUCUCCCAGGAUCGAAGAGCAUGCCUUUCCAGCAACUACUCGAUCCCGAGACUAAGACUUACCUGCCUGGCGAUGAGUUGCAGAAGGUAUUUGAAGAGCACAAGGUGGAUCCAUCUCAGACAAUCAUCAGUUCUUGUGGUACUGGAGUGACUGCCUCUAUCAUUGAGACUGCCCUAGGUGAGGCGGAAUUCGGGGACCCUCAUCUUCGCCGUGUGUAUGAUGGCAGCUGGACUGAAUGGGCGCAGCGAGUCAAGGAAUCGGAUGGCCUCAUUAAGAAGGUGAAAUCAUAG